CAAAUGCCACACGGACAUCACUACAAUCGGCUUUCUGUUUGAUAUGUUUCCACCGUGAAAUUACCGUUAGAUAUUAUCUCUACCGGUUCUGUGUGCGUGUCAUUACAUGCACUUCUUAAAUCAAUCGUUAACGGACACUCGGUGGCGGACAAAGCGGACCAAAAAACGGGGAGACAUUGGAACCCGGAGCUUUGGAACGUGAGAACCGCUACAUGCUACGUGUACAGUAAUAACAACCUGGAGGCCGGAGCGCUGGUUUUAAAAAACAUGGAUUAUUUUCUUAUUUUGACAUAAAUAAGCAGAUGAUUUCCAGCUGUAACGUGCCGGGGGGGUUUGGGUGGAGUUAGCAGAAAGUUAGAAUGGAAGACAAUGUGAAAAAAGAUGAAGCAUUAAUGUGAAAAACUACUUUUCCCUUUUUGAUUUUGAAGAGUUUUUUUAAUCUCGACGGAAAUCUGGGUUUUAAAAUGAUGUACUCAUCCAAAAGAAAGCCUGUCCUCUACUUCAAAGAGGAGAGAAGGUUCCUCUCCGGUAAAUGUACGGUUUACAAGCUGUUCGGGCUGUGCAUGGUGCUGCUGCUCGUCUCUCUGCUCUGGCUCCAGCUCAGCUGUUCGGGGGAAAUGUCCUCCCCGCUGCACGAGGAGCGCCGACCCCCCCCACAGCCCCCCUGCCCCCCCACCAACAGACAGGCGGAGGACGACCCCUCGUGGGGUCCUCACAAGCUGGCCCUCAUCGUGCCCUUCAGGGAGCGCUUCGACGAGCUGCUGGUGUUCGUGCCCUUCAUGCACGACUUCCUGAACAAGAAGAAGAUCCGCCAUAAGAUCCUCGUCAUCAACCAGGUGGACCACUACAGGUUUAACCGAGCGUCCCUGAUCAACGUGGGCUUCCUGGAGAGCGGCAACGACACAGAUUACCUGGCGAUGCACGACGUCGACCUGCUGCCGCUCAACGAGGCUCUGGAUUACGGGUUCCCCUCCGAGGGGCCGUUCCACGUGGCGUCGCCCGAGCUGCACCCCCUGUAUCACUACAAAACCUACGUGGGGGGGAUCCUCAUGCUCACCAAGAAACACUACCACAUG
Messenger RNA from Gymnodraco acuticeps, 1076 nucleotides. RefSeq names its product beta-1,4-galactosyltransferase 7-like. The record is from RefSeq and is a predicted model, not a curated record. The annotation marks the transcript as partial. The transcript has 3 exons. Gene Ontology annotation, biological process: carbohydrate metabolic process; proteoglycan biosynthetic process. Gene Ontology annotation, molecular function: xylosylprotein 4-beta-galactosyltransferase activity. Lineage: Eukaryota; Metazoa; Chordata; Actinopteri; Perciformes; Bathydraconidae.